AUGGCAACUGUGUUUACAUCGCCAGAACCAAUGACAAAUGCCGAGUUUCUUUAUUAUAAAGAACGAGUCGAGCCAAAUAUUAAAUCGAUUCAAUAUUUCAAAAAUUUGAUUCAAGAUAAUGAAAGAAAAACAGUUCGAAAAGUUACACGUGCAAUUUUUUCUGAACAACAAUUAGCUCAAAUGAGUCCAUACGUAGAUGAUUUAACCCAGCGAUUGAAACUGGUUGUCUGGGUUAACUUAGAAAAUAAAUGUAAAUAA
Didymodactylos carnosus is the source of this 258-nucleotide messenger RNA. Lineage: Eukaryota; Metazoa; Rotifera; Eurotatoria; Philodinida; Philodinidae. The record is from the annotation of a GenBank genome assembly.